AAAUGAGAAGCCGGAGAAACGGGUGGUUGGCAUUUUUGAAUUGUUUCAUUAUGCUGAUCAGGUGGAUGUCCUUUUGAUGAUAGUUGGUUUGAUCGCAGCUGCUGCAAAUGGUACUGGAUUGCCACUUAUGAUCAUUGUUUUUGGAGAGAUGACAAACAUCUUUGUGCUAAGCGGCAUGAAAUCAAAUGUGUCAGAAGAUACUUCAGUAAACAGUUCCAGCUGUCCAUCAGUUCCAGGCAUAGACAUAGAAAGUGAAAUGACAAAGUUUGCUUACUACUAUGUAGGAAUUGGCUUUGCUGUGCUGAUCCUGAGCACCAUCCAAGUGUGGACAUUUUUGAUUGCUGCUACGAGGCAAACAGCAAGGAUCCGGCAGAAAUUCUUUUUUGCAGUGCUUCAUCAGGAGAUGGCUUGGUUUGAUACUACCCAGAUAGGAACGCUGAACACCAGACUGACAGAUGACAUCAACACCAUCCACGAAGGCAUCGGAGACAAGAUCUGUAUAUUUGUACAGUUUUUUGCCACAUUUCUGGCAGGGAUUAUUAUAGGAUUCAUCUACGGGUGGAAGCUGACACUGGUGAUUUUGUCAGUCAGCCCUCUGCUUGCUGCAUCAGCAGCAGUUUGGUCAACUCUCCUGUCAUCCCUUACUGCUAAAGAGCUGUCUGCUUAUGCCGAAGCAGGAGCUGUGGCAGAAGAAAUUUUGACAGCAAUCAGGACUGUUGUGGCUUUCAAUGGACAGCAGAAGGCACUAGCAAAAUAUGAUGCUAACUUAGAGAUAGCUAGAAGUGUUGGAGUGAAAAAAUCCAUUACCACCAACACAUCUCUAGGUGUUUCACAAUUUCUUAUCUUCGGAUCCUAUGCACUUGCAUUUUGGUAUGGAACCAAGCUCACUGCUGAGGAAGAAAAUUAUGACAUUGGCCGUGUGUUAAUUGUGUUUUUCUCUGUGUUUAUCGGAACCUUCUCCCUGGGCCAGGCGGCUCCCAACUUGGAGAGUGUGGCUAAUGCACGCGGGGCUGCCUAUGAAGUAUAUCGGAUUAUCAAUAAGAAACGACUCAUAGAUAGCAGUUCUCAGGACGGCUACAAACCAGACAAACUCAUAGGAGAAAUUGAAUUCAGAAACAUCCAUUUCAGUUACCCAUCCAGACCUGAUGUUAAAGUCCUCAAGGGUCUAAACUUGAAAGUUCAAACUGGGAAGACCAUUGCUUUAGUUGGUGCCAGUGGCUGUGGAAAAAGCACUACUAUUCAGUUGCUGCAGAGAUUCUACGAUCCUGUCCAGGGAGAAAUUACCUUGGAUGGUCAGGAUAUUCGGACACUUAAUGUAAAGUGGCUACGAGAAAACAUUGGUAUUGUGAGCCAGGAGCCUGUUUUGUUUGCAACAACAAUAGCUGAGAACAUUCGCUAUGGCCGAGAAGAUAUUUCUGAUGUUGAAAUUGAGCAAGCAGCCAAGGAAGCCAAUGCUUUUGACUUUAUAUCUAGACUGCCUGAUAAAUUUAACACCAUGGUAGGGGAAAGAGGGGCUCAGCUGAGUGGAGGACAGAAGCAGAGAAUAGCUAUUGCCCGUGCCCUGGCAAGAAAUCCCAAGAUUCUUCUUCUGGAUGAAGCUACGUCUGCACUAGAUACUCAGAGUGAAUCCAUAGUGCAAGCAGCUCUUGAUAAGGCUCGGACUGGACGUACCACCAUUGUGGUUGCUCACAGACUAUCUACCAUCAGGACUGCUGACACCAUUGCUGGAUUUGAGAAAGGCGUUGUGGUUGAACAAGGAACACAUGGUGAACUCAUGUUGCAGAAGGGAGUCUAUUAUUCUCUUGUAAUGCAGCAGGGUCAUAGUAAUUAUGUUCAAGAUGAUGGGACAUCAGAAGGAAGUGAAGACACAGGGGCUGAGGAAUAUGAGGAAAAUGACAUAAAUGAUUUUGUGGAGGAGCUGACUCUUCAAGAUCAUUUUGAAGAAUCGGUGAUCUCUGGGAGAGGCAGCAUUCGAAGAAGAUCCAGCAGAUAUAAGAGCAAGAGACGCUCUUCUAAGAAAAAGUCCUCUGGGAAAAAGAAAAAAAUAGAGCUGGAGGAAGAAAAUCUCCCUGCUGUGCCUUACUCAAGAAUUCUGGCUCUGAACAAACCUGAGUGGCUGUAUGUACUGCUGGGAAUGAUUGCUGCUGCCAUCUCAGGUGGGGUCCAUCCUGCAUUCGCUGUUAUAUUUGGAAAAAUCAUUGGGGCUUUUCAAGAAACAGAUCCAGAGAAGAGGAAUAAAAACACUUUGGUGCUUUCUUUAAUGUUUCUUUUGCUUGGAGUGAUUAUUUUAGCAACACACCUAAUCCAAGAGGUUGGAUGGUACGAUGAUCAGAAAAAUGCUGUUGGUGUUCUGCUAACUCGGCUUGCUACAGAUGCUUCCCAAGUCAAAGGGGCAACUGGAAGCCGACUUGGACUGAUGACUAUGACUGUCUUUACCCUUCUGACUGCCAUCAUCAUUGCUUUUGUAUAUGGCUGGCAGUUAACUUUGCUUAUCCUGGCCUGCAUUCCUUUCAUUAUUGCUACAAAUGCUGCGAGUGUUAGGUCUGUGUCUGGUCAUGCCGCAAAAGAUCAAAAAGCUUUGGAAGAGGCUGGAAGAAUUUCAACAGAAUCAGUUGAAAACAUAAGAACUGUAGCUUCACUGACCAGGGAAGAUGCAUUUUAUGAAAGAUACAUUGCUAGUCUGAAUGGUCCAUAUAGAGAUUCUCUAAGAAAAUCCCCUUUCUAUGGACUUACCUAUGGACUAGCUCAGUGUGCAAACUACUUUAUUGAUGCGGCAGUCUUCAGAUUUGGGGCAUGGCUCAUUGCCCAUUGUCUGAGCAACUUUGAAAAUGUAUUUAUAGUCUUCUCUUCCAUCAUAUUUGCAGCUAUGAAUGUUGGUCAGUCUGCUUCUCUGGCACCAGAUUAUGGCAAAGCUAGACUGUCAGCUCAAAGAAUCUUUCAACUUUUGGACAGAAAACCUGUCAUUGACAGUUACAGUGAAGAAGGUGAAAAAUUGAGCAAUUUUGAAGGCAACAUUGAAUUCAGAAAGAUCCAUUUUGUAUAUCCAACAAGACCAGAAGUUCAAGUUUUGCAAGGACUCAACUUGAAGGUUAACAAAGGACAGACUCUGGCAUUAGUAGGAAGCAGCGGCUGUGGCAAAAGCACAUCCAUUCAGCUCUUGGAGAGAUUUUAUGAUCCUGUGGAAGGACAAGUGUUAGCAGAUGGAAUUGAUACUAGAUCUUUGCAUUUACAAUGGCUGAGGUCCAGAAUGGGCCUGGUGUCACAGGAGCCCGUUUUGUUUGACUGCAGCAUUGCUGAAAAUAUUCGAUAUGGAGACAACAGUAGGGUGGUUAGUCAGGAGGAAAUUGAAGAAGCAGCUAAAGCAGCAAAUAUUCAUACCUUCAUUGAAAAACUGCCAGAGAAAUAUAAUACCCGGGUGGGUGAGAAAGGAACACAACUUUCUGGAGGUCAAAAACAAAGAAUAGCUAUUGCCCGUGCUCUGGUUCGUAAUCCUGCCAUUCUGCUUUUGGAUGAAGCUACCUCUGCUCUUGACACAGAAAGUGAACAGAUCGUCCAGAAAGCUCUGGAUAACGCCCGGCAAGGUCGAACCUGCAUCGUCGUUGCUCACCGCCUGAUGACCAUACAGACUGCAGACAUCAUUGCAGUCAUCCAGAACGGCAGGGUGGUAGAGCAGGGCACCCACAGCCAGUUACUGGCAAAGGAAGGACACUACUAUGCCCUUGUAAAUGCACAAGUUUCUAAUAAGUAAUUUGCAGAUUUUUGUUUUUUGUUUUUUCUGGGAAGAUAUGAAAAUCCUACAGAGCAUGAACAUUGGCUGUGUCUGUGUUGAUGGAGCAGGGACCAUGUGUUGCAGCCUGGUUGCUGUACUCAGUGCAGCCCUUGCCCCACACACCCGUGGGGUUGAGCGGUGCAUGCCCUGGGGUGGGUCGUGGAAGGUGCACAGGGGAGUCCCAGGAGCUGAAUCUGCUGGGCAGUUGUGGGGAUUCUGUGAUCUGGAGGGAGCCAGACCUGCAGUAGUCUCACCUACACCAUGGCUUAGGUGGGGCACCCUGGUCUCACUGUCCCCCCCAAGCCCUGGCCCAUACCAGGUGCCAUAGACCAAGGCAGUACCAGAGCAUGACAGUGAUUAAGCAUCAUGGAUAAGCAGUGAGCUGGUCCUUGUGCUUGCCCCUUGGGUUUCUUCACCAAAUAGACACAGCCAUAAAGUCUUCUUAAUUAAAGAUGACUCUCAAUUCUUACUGAUUGCUGAGAUUCCAAAUAAAGAGAUUUGUAUUAAAGAGAAGGGGUUGGAUGUGUGGGUUAGUUGGGUCUUUUCCCCCACUUUAUGCCACAUUUCUAAUAUUACUGUGCUUCACACAUUUCUUGGAGAUUCAAUAUUCUAUUUUGGGCGAUAAUUGUAAUAGCUACAAGAUUUCCAUAUAGAGAUAAACUGACAUCAAAUAUACCAUUGUUUUGUUUAGUAUUUUUCAAUUGCUGACCUAACAGAGUUUAAUCAUUCUUUGCAUCCAUCAGGAUAAUUUCAAAAGUCUUGUGGGGGAGUUAGGAUGAUUUGUUUUGGACUGGACUCAUGUCAGCCAUGUAAAUAGCUUUUCUUUUUUAAAAACAAACAAACAAACAAACUUAAAAAGUGGUUUUCAACAUGAGAUCCUUUAUUUUUAAUAGAUGUGGUACUUAGGGACAUGGUUUAGUGGUGGACUUGAUACUGUUAGGUUAACAGUUGGACUUGAUGAUCCUAAUGGUCUUUUCCAAUCUAAAUGAUUCUAUGAAUAAUUUUAAAGAUUUUUUGAAGUGUUGGCAAAACUUGUUUAUACAUGUGCUUAAAUAAUUGGUUAUUCCUCUGAUAUAUUCCUCAGGGUGCUGCAAUACAUCUUUCAACAGCUGAAGAAUAUGUACUCUGUAGUCGGAGUGACUCAGCAGCUGUUUUUUUUGGCUGGUUAAACCCAAUUGCAGCAUUUUAAUUUUCCAAGGCUUUGCACGUGGCUUUGGGUUAGGAUUUAUGGCCUGGAGCAACCUGCAAUACUUUAUAAUUUCCAGAUAACUCUGCUCAACUGUAGCAGAAAAAAACUUAUAGUAAUGACUAUCUCCUUUGCUCAUUUCAAUUGUUUUCCGGCAUCAGGAUCCAUGAGGGGAAUAAAAUGCACAAAAGAAAACAAAUUCUGGUCUCAGCUUUGCCAAAAUAAAUACAUUCACUCUCCCUCACACAGUUUUUCUCAGGAACUGUUACAGAAGGAGUUAUCAGGCACCCCUCUUGUGUGACCUCUUCACUUUCUCAUGAUAGGCAGAUACUGCAGGAGCUGCUGCACUUAUUACAUUCCCCAUUAUCUAAUGCGGGCUCAAAUUUAUUCCCUUUCCCUUGGUUUGUCUCUGUAAUGGAGUUAAAAUUACACGCAGUAGAGUCUGAUUCUCAGUUUUGAAAAUAAAAUAUCUUCCUUCUUAAUCCAGAAAUCUUUUGGGGAAAGAAAGAGUUAUUUUGUACUUUUGUG
Molecule: messenger RNA, 5483 nt
Organism: Tyto alba (common barn owl)
Lineage: Eukaryota; Metazoa; Chordata; Aves; Strigiformes; Tytonidae
Gene: ABCB5
Product: ATP binding cassette subfamily B member 5
Exons: 25
Coding region: 77-3748 (1223 amino acids)
Biological process (GO): transmembrane transport
Cellular component (GO): membrane
Molecular function (GO): ABC-type transporter activity; ATP binding; ATP hydrolysis activity
Source: RefSeq, a predicted model, not a curated record